Molecule: messenger RNA, 1446 nt
Organism: Pichia kudriavzevii
Lineage: Eukaryota; Fungi; Ascomycota; Pichiomycetes; Pichiales; Pichiaceae
Exons: 1
Coding region: 1-1446 (481 amino acids)
Molecular function (GO): phosphoprotein phosphatase activity
Source: RefSeq, a predicted model, not a curated record
AUGUCAGCUCUCAGGUCGUUACUACUAGUCCGGGCGGCAAGCGGACCGCUCAGGGCACUCCCGCUCAGAGCGGCGGGACGCCAACUGCGUGGCCCGGCUAUGGCGCCGCUCCGCUCAUAUGCAACAGAGAAGAACCCCCACAUGGGCAAGACAAGCAAGGGGAAAUCGAUAUUGGACGAGGACAUGCUAGCGAAGGCCGGUGUUGAGACAGAGGAGCCGCAAUCUACUUCCAAGUCCAAGGCGACUUUGAGCUCAAAAGAGAGGCAACAAGAAGAGUAUGAGGAGGAGGAAAAGAGAGACAAGGACGAAUUUGAGUCAACCAAGUCAAGGAGGAACAACACAAAGUCCACCAUUGACAAGAAGAAGGAGUUUUAUUCGAGGGUUUUUUGGUACUCCUUCCUUGCUGCUAAUUUGGGAUUCCUUGGCUACAUGGCGAGAGACUAUGACCCUAAUGAGGAGCCGGAACUUUACGUGGAGGAGGAAAAUGGGUACACUCCAGGGUUGAUCUUCAAGAGAUUGAGAAAGAGAUUGCUAGGUGUAUCUGAUGUCUUCUCCGAACCUGCCUUUACCGAUUUAUUACCUCCAAGAACUCCAGGUCAAUAUGCUCCUCCUUAUACCUUGGUUUUAGAGUUGGACGAUUUCUUGAUUCACUCUGAUUGGGAUUAUAAGAAGGGCUGGAAAACUGCAAAGAGACCUGGUCUUGACUACUUUUUAGGUUAUUUGUCCCAAUAUUAUGAGAUUGUUAUUUUCUCUCGUUCUUCUAUGGCAUUUGCAGAACCAGCUGUUCUUAAAUUGGAUCCUUAUCAUGCAUUUAUUUCUUACUCUUUAUUCAAAGAAGUAUGUCGGUCUAAGGAUGGUAAAUUAGUGAAAGACUUGAGCUUGUUAAAUAGAGAUUUGAGUAAAGUCAUAAUCAUUGAUCCAGAUGAGAAUUGUUACUCCAUGCAACCAGAAAAUGCAAUUCCUGUUGAUAAAUGGGAAGGUCAAAAGGAUGAUGGAUUAAUCAAAUUGGUGCCAUUUUUGGAAUAUUUGGCUACAUCUCGUACUCCGGAUGUUAGGCAAACAUUGAACUCGUUCCAGGAUAAAAAACAUAUUCCUGAAGAAUUUGCCGUUAGAGAACAUCAAAUGAGAGAGGAAUGGCAAAUCCAACAAGAAAAGAAGAAGGGUUCUGAUUGGUUGAUGAAGGCUUUGGGUAUUCCUCCAUCAAUGAGAGGCUCAAAGAAACACCCAUUGGACCAAAUCAGAGAAAAUGGCCAGAGAAAUUACCUUCACAUGCACAACUACUUGAAGGAACACGGUGAUAGAUUGUUGCAAGAGGAACAAGAGAAAACUAAAGAACUCAUGGCCGACCAAAAACUGACCUUGGGUAAGAUCGUCAAUGAAGGUAUGCCAACUGCAGAAGAUAUUGCAAAGGCUGCAGCCGAAAAGGAGGCCCAACAAUCCAAGUAA